This is a messenger RNA of Funneliformis geosporum, 240 nucleotides long. The record is from the annotation of a GenBank genome assembly. NCBI's taxonomy places the organism in Eukaryota, Fungi, Glomeromycota, Glomeromycetes, Glomerales, Glomeraceae.
AUGUCUGAUAAUAGUAUAUUAACUUCAAAUCUUAAAGAACAAGAACAGCGAGUUUUUAACAACCACGAAACUCAAAUUCUUUAUGAACUUCGUGGUAUAUUGAACGCAGUCGAAUCAAUAAAUCGAACCAUAUCAGAUGCAAUUAAAUUAACUUCAUCAGGUGGAGAACUUUAUGACGCACAAAGACGCGCAAAUAUCGGUUUGAAUCACUUUAAGAAAUUAAUGGAAACAAAAAAAUAA